Molecule: messenger RNA, 1355 nt
Organism: Osmia bicornis bicornis
Lineage: Eukaryota; Metazoa; Arthropoda; Insecta; Hymenoptera; Megachilidae
Gene: Aprt
Product: adenine phosphoribosyltransferase
Exons: 6
Coding region: 527-1054 (175 amino acids)
Biological process (GO): AMP salvage; adenine salvage
Cellular component (GO): cytoplasm
Molecular function (GO): adenine binding; AMP binding; adenine phosphoribosyltransferase activity
Source: RefSeq, a predicted model, not a curated record
AGUACCCAGUUUUUACACUGCCAUCGUAAAUUGUUUAAGUUGUUAGUAUAUGAGGAAAAAGACAAACUGUAUUAAUGCAUUGUAAAUAUUUUUCUAGAAUUUAAGAGUUAGAAUUGUUUUAUCUUAUUUUUACAUUGUAUAGGCGCUUUACUAAAAAAUUUUUACUGUAAUAUAUCAUUAAUUUUAGAAUGUGUUCACAUUGUGUAAAUAGUUCUUAGAACCAUGAAUAAUUUAGGAUUUUUAUUGUAAAAUAUAUAGCAGUAAUUAAUUAUUAGAUAAGUAUGAAUGUUCAGUGCAAUUAAAAGUUACUUAUUCAGAAUUUAUCUUUAUAUGGUAACCUUGAAUCAAGAAAUGAUUUACAAUUUUUCACGCAAGAGGACGACCUCAUCAAUUUAGCGCGCUAGCGUACACGUGAUUUCCUAAAUUAAAAGUUGAAUACAACAUUUCUGCUUUAUUUAUCAGUUUCCUACAUGUUGUGACGGUAUUUACACUUAUAAUAGUUUGAAGUCAUCUAUUAUUAUCAAGAAUGAAUAAGAAGGACAAAAUUCAAUUGUUGAGGAAUGCAAUCAGAAGUUAUCCUGACUUUCCUAAACCUGGUAUUAUAUUUCGAGAUAUAUUUGGUGUAUUCCACAAUGUAGCAGCAUUGAGAGCGAUGAGGGAUUUAAUAGUAGAACAUAUUUUAUUCCUUGAAGUUGAUUUGAUUAUAGGUCUUGAUUCAAGAGGUUUCCUCUUUGGACCCAUUAUAUGCAUGGAAAUGGGCAAGCCUUUUGUACCUAUUAGGAAGAAAGGCAAACUCCCAGGGGAGAUAUUACAAAAACCUUAUACUCUUGAAUAUGGGGAGGAUACCUUUGAAAUACAAAAGGAUUAUAUAAAUAAAGGGGCACGGGUGAUCAUUGUAGAUGAUCUGUUAGCCACAGGAGGUUCCAUGACAGCUGCAGUAGAAUUGGUAAAAUCUGCUGAAGCUGAGGUGAUUGAAUGCUUAGUAAUAAUUGAACUAACUAAUUUAAAUGGAAGAGACAAGGUUAUGUUUACAUCUGAGAAAUGUCAAAUGUGACAUUGUUUGCAUCAUUCGCGUUCUUUUAUGAGUAUAAAAGUGACAAGUAAUAAAAGUAAUAAAUGUGUAACAAUUAAUAUUAUUUCUAAAUUGUCACACAAUAGUGUUAGAACGCUUAUAAAAUAAGUUUUAUGUAUACAAAUUUGAGUGUUAAUGAUACUUUCAAUACAAUGCUAUUAGCAGUCAAUAAAUCAUAAUUAUUGUUGUAGACAAUUUUUAUAAAAAAUUGAUAUAUCGACAAAUAAAACAAAAGUUGAUAUAUUUUUUAAAUUAUUUAUUUUAUCAUUUAAAUUGUCAUAAC